This is a messenger RNA of Siniperca chuatsi (mandarin fish), 1190 nucleotides long. It is a transcript of the gene nppcl, whose product is annotated as C-type natriuretic peptide-like. Bases 279 to 674 code for a protein of 131 amino acids. Gene Ontology annotation, biological process: receptor guanylyl cyclase signaling pathway; cGMP biosynthetic process. NCBI's taxonomy places the organism in Eukaryota, Metazoa, Chordata, Actinopteri, Centrarchiformes, Sinipercidae. Gene Ontology annotation, cellular component: extracellular region. Gene Ontology annotation, molecular function: hormone activity; hormone receptor binding. The record is from RefSeq and is a predicted model, not a curated record. The transcript has 3 exons.
CUGAUGCCCCAACAUUCAGCUUCUGCCAAGAGGACAGACGCAAGAGGAAGAAAAUCAUCCUUUUCAAUUCCAUCAGAGCGAGGAGUAGGAGGAGUCAGCUGAGCGAGAUAGUGAUGCUCCCAGCAGGUGCCAACAAGUGAGAGGUAGAGACUGAGAACGAAGGAGAUGGAGAAGAGUCUGUGAGAGCAGAAGACACCCAGAGCUCUGAGAGACAACAAACAGCCAGUGUAUUUUCAGUCCUCCUGCUCCAGUUUUUCCUGUCUGUCAUCUCUGCUGCCAUGCUGUGCCCGGUGCUGCUUUGUGCCACUCUGCUCCUCCUGACGCCCCUGGAGAUCACAGAGGCUCGAGCCCUGCACCCUUCUCCUGAUGCUGUGCAGUUUAUGGAGCAGUUUCUGGAACGCUACAAUGACCUUUUGACCCUGGACGACCUGGAGAACCUGUUGAACAGCCAACCAGAGGAGCAGUCCACCUUCUCCUCGGGGGUCAAAGCGGCCGAGUACCCCAAAUGGGCUGACGCGCAAACGCAGGCUGAGACCCCCUGGAUGCGCCUGCUGAAGGGGGCUCUGGCCAAUCAGAAGCGUGCAGAACCGGACCGGUCAAGGAGGGGCUGGAACCGAGGAUGCUUUGGGCUGAAACUGGAUCGGAUCGGGUCCAUGAGCGGACUGGGCUGUUAGUGGAGAGAAGAGAGAAAAUAAAGACUGAUGACAUCCUUCUUAGAGUAUAAUAAGCAAAAAACACUCAUGCGAAGGCGUUGGCAUGCAGUGAAGGAUGUUUACAUGUGUGUAGGCUACAUGUAGUAUGGUGUAAACUUGCGGCAUUGCUAAUGUGGUUUCAUCCAGCAUAGGUACCAUAGAUCAGACGCUUCACACUAUUGUGGCUGUUUUAACAGAGCAGCUGUAGUUUAUUUCAUGUGUAAGUAUUAAACUGAAUAUUAGAACAUGUGAGCUAUGUUUACAUCAAAUUAUCGUAUUUGAAUGUUGGGCUUGUUUUUUUAAGUAAACUGGCACUUUACGUAUUUCUAGCUUUGUGUGCGUACAGUAAAUGUAAGUGUUUAGACAUUUUGUCGCCAGGGGAUCGUGUGUAAAAUCAGGUGUAAUGGACGUGGAUAUCCAAAAAUGAUGGCACCUGUAAUUCCUGCUGUUUCGUUUUUGUUUACCUAUGAUUUGCAUGAAUAAAUGGAUUUGACAUUU